AUGCAUACGUCAUUAUCCAAGCGUCGAUUUGGCGUCCACAUCUGCGUCUUUGUGGAAUCUGUGAAUGUUAGUAAUGGACCGCUUGCCGUUCUCCACGGCCCACCGCCUGCAUGGGAUUUAAACCCGUCGUCAAACCGUCAAUUCAACUUCAAACUGAACAUCAUGUCUGGGUUCACCGCACUUCCGAAGGGCUCGCUCAUCCUCGUCACCGGAGCUAAUGGAUACAUCGGAUCUCACACGAUCAACGUCCUCCUCGGACUCGGGUACCGGGUGCGCGGCACAGUUCGAUCAGAGAAGCCGUGGCUCAGCGAGUUCUUCCACAGCAAAUAUGACAAGGACGCCUUUGAAUUAAUCCUCGUCCCCAAUCUCGAGGACGAGGAGGCUCUCGGCAAGGCCAUGGCUGGUGUAUCUGGUGUCGCACAUGUGGCGUCCGACAUUUCAAUGAGUGAUGACCCUAAAGCCGUCAUCCCCUGGGUCGUAAAGGCGACUGAGACGGCCCUCUCCGCCGCGGCAAAGCACUCGAGCAUCAAGCGCUUCGUCCUCACAUCUUCUGCUUUUGCCGCCGUCAUUCCUCAGCCCAACAAGGAGAUGCACAUUGACGAAAGUACCUGGAACGACUUUGCCAUCAAGGCAGCGUGGGACCCGAACACGCCCAAGGAGAUCAAGCCCGGCGCGAUUUACUCUGCUUCCAAGGCCGAGGGCGAGAGGGCUGCGUGGAAGUAG
This is a messenger RNA of Colletotrichum lupini, 723 nucleotides long. Its product is annotated as NAD dependent epimerase/dehydratase. Gene Ontology annotation, molecular function: oxidoreductase activity, acting on the CH-OH group of donors, NAD or NADP as acceptor. The record is from RefSeq and is a predicted model, not a curated record. The transcript has 6 exons. The coding region runs from base 1 to 723 and encodes 240 amino acids. NCBI's taxonomy places the organism in Eukaryota, Fungi, Ascomycota, Sordariomycetes, Glomerellales, Glomerellaceae.